Molecule: messenger RNA, 300 nt
Organism: Kwoniella mangroviensis CBS 8507
Lineage: Eukaryota; Fungi; Basidiomycota; Tremellomycetes; Tremellales; Cryptococcaceae
Exons: 1
Coding region: 1-300 (99 amino acids)
Source: RefSeq, a predicted model, not a curated record
AUGGCCCUUGGUCUCUGCUUUAUCUGGAUUGAGAUACGAACCUUUUUCGGUGAGAGUCCCCAAGAUAAUGGUGCGGGUGCGGAUAACGUCUUGUAUAUCAACUUUGCCAACGCCAACGAAACACACAAGGGUGUUUCGAAACACGAGUCUGAGAGGGAGAUCAGCAUAACUGCUUUACAAGAAAUGUUGAAGAUAUUUUCCAAGGCGAUAGAAUGGAACAAAGUAUUAGAGGGUAUUGCGAAUGAGAUGGAAGUGGCAAUUGGAAAGAAAGGUGGAAAGAAAAUUGUCAUUCAUCUGUGA